This is a messenger RNA of Phalaenopsis equestris, 591 nucleotides long. RefSeq names its product agamous-like MADS-box protein AGL80. The record is from RefSeq and is a predicted model, not a curated record. The transcript has a single exon. Gene Ontology annotation, biological process: positive regulation of transcription by RNA polymerase II. Lineage: Eukaryota; Viridiplantae; Streptophyta; Magnoliopsida; Asparagales; Orchidaceae. The annotation marks the transcript as partial. Gene Ontology annotation, molecular function: DNA-binding transcription factor activity, RNA polymerase II-specific; RNA polymerase II cis-regulatory region sequence-specific DNA binding; protein dimerization activity.
UAAGAAAAGGGCCAUGGCGAGGAAAAAGGUGAAGCUUGCGUGGAUCAGCAACGACGCGACGCGGCGGGCAACGUUAAAGAAGCGGCGAAAGGGACUGAUAAAGAAGGUGAAUGAGCUCUCCAUCCUGUGCGAUGUGCGCGCGUGCUCCAUUAUUUACGCCCCAAACGAACCCCAACCCGAAGCAUGGCCUUCUCCUCAAGAGGCAACCCGAAUGCUCUCCCGCUUCCGUGCAAUGCCGGAGAUGGAGCGGUGCAAGAAAAUGAUGAACCAAGAUAGCUUUCUUCGCCAGCGCGUUUCCAAGCUCCACGAUCAGCUCUGUCGUCAGGAUCGAGUGAUCCGCGAGUUGGAGUCCGCCGCACUCCUCCGCGAAUGCGUGGCUGGUGCUUCGAUUGACAAUCUCCGCAUCGAGGAGCUUGCGGCGCUGGCUUGGAUUCUCGAAGAUAAGACCAAGGGGAUUCAGGACCGAAUAGACCACCUCCGAUUUACUGCGGCGUUUGAGGGAACGAUAUCAGGUGAUGCCAAGCAAGUCGCUGUCGAAUGCACGGCGCCUACGACGGUAGCAGAGCUGCAGCCGUCGCAGCUGGCCAUGCC